This is a messenger RNA of Radiomyces spectabilis, 1457 nucleotides long. RefSeq lists its product as uncharacterized. NCBI's taxonomy places the organism in Eukaryota, Fungi, Mucoromycota, Mucoromycetes, Mucorales, Radiomycetaceae. Gene Ontology annotation, molecular function: GTPase activator activity. The record is from RefSeq and is a predicted model, not a curated record. Gene Ontology annotation, biological process: activation of GTPase activity; regulation of small GTPase mediated signal transduction. Gene Ontology annotation, cellular component: cytoplasm. Bases 139 to 1371 code for a protein of 410 amino acids. The transcript has 6 exons.
UAACAGGUACGAGGUGUUCAGGUGCUUUGCGAUCAAUGCAAGACAUGGAUUCGUUCGCCGGUCGAUACGUUUAUUCGCUGUGAUUCACUGGAUUUUGAGGUGGAGGAAUCAAAAAUUCUUCCGCAACAGUUCACGGCCAUGAAAUAUGCGUCCAUGUGGCCAUCGCAUAUGGAUACGAAAGCUCAUUGGUUUCGGCACCAUUUCAUUGGCAAACCUUACUUUACUUAUAUCGGCCCGUUAUCUUCUAAACAGGAUGGCUCCAGUUCCCGGGGAACUAGACCGUCAAGCGGCACCAAAUCAGGAGUAAGCUCCACCGGUGCGAUUCCCACUGCUGGUCAGGGAGACGAAAAUGAAACCAUUAUUACCAUUGUUCAAGAGCGUGCCAAAGACUUUGGUGGCCCGGGCAAUGCCGCGGCUUCUGUGCUGGGAUCACAGUACCGUAUUAUUAUUCGCAGUAAAAAUCAACCUACAGGACGCUGCAUUAUCCAUGAAUCCAUGGCGCGGGAUACCGUUACGCACUUGCACACAAUUAAACAACACCAACGACUGAAUUGCAGUCGCUCUGAUCAGCGACGCAGUCGAUCUUUGCGCAACAGUAUGUCGGGAGGUUCGCCCAGUUCAUUUUUGAAUCGACUGAUGCGUGCGGCGAUCUUGUAUCAGUGCCCUGGUUUGGAUAUGCGUCAAUUCAAGGAACUUUCUGCAGAAACCGUGAUCAUGUCGGGUCUUGAAAAGGAGCUUUUGCGUUUCGAUGAGAUCGGUGUUCCAAAGAAUUACAAGUUUGGUGUAUUGACGGUGAAUGAGGGUCAAACAACAGAAGAGGCGUGGUUCUCUAACCGGGGAUUGUCCGAAAAUCUUGACAACUUCCUUUCCAUCAUUGCUCACCAAGUGACACUGAAAGGGUAUUCUGGGUAUGCAGCCGGUUUGGAUACCAAAACUGGAGAAUCUGGUGACAUUUCUUAUGCCACCCGUUGGCGAGAUAACGAAGUCAUGUUUCAUGUCGCACCAUUGAUGCCUUCUCGAGAACACGAUAAACAGCAAAUUCACCGCAAAAGACAUUUAGGCAACGAUAUUGUUUGCAUUGUAUUCAUAGAAGGCAAUCAAUCAUUCGAUCCAAAAGCCAUCCGGUCACAGUUUCUACAUGUUUACAUUGUAAUCCACCCAGAGAAUAUUCAAGGAAAGCGAGCAUGGCGAGUUGAAGUGGUGCGAAAUAAGAAUGUUCCUGAAUUUGGACCUGCUAUUCCCAGUCCGGGCUUAAUUUACGACGAAGAAGAAUUGCGUGAAUUUCUCAUUCUAAAACGUAAGUCACAGUCAACCAGCAUUUUUUUUGCAACGGAUCCUCGCUUAUUUAUAUGCUGCUGUCACAGUGAUUAACGGAGAAAAUGCUGCUUUGAAAUCUGAAAAGUUCGCGGUGCCAAACAGCAAAGCGCGUGCGAGUCUUUUGCAGAAUCUUGUAAGCA